AUGCUUCCCGAGGAGCGCAAGGAGGGCUCGCCCCGUUUCGGGAAGCUCCAUUUCCCCGUGGGGCUCUGGAUCAACUCCCCCAAAAAACGCCUGGCCAAGAUGAGCCGCCGCUGGCCCAGUGCCGGCUCUGUCCGCUCCACUUCCUCGGACACCCCCAGCCGCGCCAGUGACCCCUCGGACCCUCGCCCUGCUGCGGCCGCGCCCCCUCCCAAACCCAAACCCCCCCGGCACAAGCGCCUGUCCCACCUGUUCCACCGGGCCAGCGCCACCAGCGCCACCAGCGCCACCAGCGCUGCCCGCUGGGCCAGCGAGAAGAAGCUGGCCGAGCUCCACGACCCCUCGGGGGACAUUCUGGGGUCUGGGGGCGGCGCGACCCCCAGCCCUCAGCAGCCUCCGUGCAUCCUGAAGAUUUUCGGCGGGGCGAUCUCGCGGGGGGCCAACUACAAGAGCGUGCUGGCCACCCCGCGCUCCAGCGCUCGCCAGCUCGUGCGCGAGGCCCUGGAGCGUUACGGGCUCAAUCCCGACGAUUUCGGGCAAUUCGCCCUCUGCGAUGUCGUGGGGAGGCCCGGGGGGGGCGGCGGCACGGCCGGGGGGGGGUGGCAAGGCGAGCACCUGCGCGAGGUGGGCGACUGGGAGCGGCCGCUGGUGCUGCAGGAGCUCUGGAAGCCCAAGGCGGGGUGGUCACGGCGCUUCGAGAUUCGCCGCAGGCAGGACCUGGAAAAAGCCGGGGAGGCUGGCGACGAUGGCGACGGCGCCGGGCUGCCCCCCCAACCCCGCCGCCUCCACCGGAACCGCUCCCGGGCGGCCUCGGGGGGUCCCGCGGCUCCCGCCCGCGACUCCCGCGACCCCCGGGACCCCCCCCCGGCCAUGCGCCGCAGCAUCAGCGACAUGAACCUGAGCACGCGGCGGCGACAGCGCAAAGCCCUGAGCCUGGCGGGGGCAGGGGACACCGCCGGGACCCCCCCCGCGGGACCCCCGGGAGCCUCGGGGACCCCGCCGGACACCGGGACGCCCCCCGGGGAUGGGGGGGCCAGCCUGGAGCUGCUGUCCCAGUGCUUGAUCCAGCCCCCGCAGGACCGCCCCUAUUUCCUGCUGCUGCAGGGUUACGGCAAGGAGGAUUUCGUCCUUUACGUCAUGACCCGCCCCCAGCACAUCUUCGGCCGCCCCGACCGCCGGGGGGGCCCCGACAAACCUGGGGGGAGCCCCGAAACCCCCCCGCCGACCCCCGAAACCCCCGACGCCCCUUCCCAAAAAUCGGAUUCGGGGCCGUUCUCGGUGGUCGACACCUUCCUGAGUGCCCCCGACAUCCUCCCCCGGCACUGCCUGGUGCAGGCCGCCCCCGGGGGAGGGGGUGACCCCACCGGGGACCCCCCCUCCGCCACCGUGCGGCCUUUCCGGGGCGCCCCCGCCACCCUCAAUGGGGCCCCGCUGCUCCGCCGAGCCCCCCUAAACCCCGGCGAUCUUUUGGGGCUGGGGGAGCACGUCCUGCUGCUCUACAAAGACCCCCGGCUUGGGGAGGGGGCGGCCAGGCCGCCCUGGGUGCCUUCCCCCCGCUCCUCCCUGGGGAUUUUGGGGGUUUUGGGGUGCGCGGGGUGCGGGAGGAGUCCCCGGGAAAGGCGGGACGUGCUCAGGGGGGCUCUGGAGACCCCAAAAGCCGAGCUCCGGUACCGCCCCCAGGACGAGGGGACACUGCUCAGGGAGAUCCUAAAUCUGGAUUUGGGGGGCGAAGGUCCCGGCAGGGAUUCGGGGGAGGGGGGGUCCUCCCCGGGGAGGGACCGCGGGGAAGAUUUGGGGGACCCCGGUGAGGAUCUGGGGGCUCUGGCCCCCGCUUUCCUGCUGGGGCUGUGCCUGGAUCACGCGGCCCGAGAGUUCCCGGCGGGACAUUUCCCGGAGCUGCUGGGGAGAGUGGCCGGGAUGCUGCGGGAGACGGUCUGGGAGAAGAUCAAGGAAAUCGGGGACCGGCAGCCAGAGAGCCCCCCAGACGGGGACCCUCCCCCCACACUGGACCUGGCCGGGGUCACCUCGGACCUGCGGCCGCUGCUGCUGUGGUUGGCAAACGCCGUGGAGCUGCUGAACCUGGCCCAGGGCCACCUGCAGGCCAUGGAGCGUGAGCUGGACAUCGAAGGGCCGUGCCCGGAGCUGGAGAGGGACCUGGAGAGCUGUGACGAGGCUCUGGGCGUGCUGGACGAGGUCAUCAUGUCCACAUUCCAGCAGAGCGUCUAUUACCUGACCAAGACCCUGUACUCAGCCCUGCCGGCCCUACUGGACACCAACCCCUUCGUGGGGCCGGGGGAGCCACGGGCAGGGCCGGACCUGGGAGGGGUCCCCGAGGGGCUGCGGCCACCGCUGGCCGUGUUCAGGGCCGUGCUGGGGCUGACCCGGGACUGCCACCUGCACCCCGACCUGGUGUCCCAAACCUUCGGAUACCUGUUCUUCUUCUCCAACGCCUCGCUCUUCAACACGCUCAUGGAGAAAGGCAGCGCGGGGCCGUUUUUCCAGUGGUGGGUUGGGGUCCGGGUCAGAACCAACCUGGACCUGGUUCUGGACGGGCUGGGGGCGCUUGGGCUCGGUGACAUCGCCGGAGAUUUCUUCCGAAAACUCUCGGCCACCGCCAACCUGCUGUGCACCCCCCGCGGCUGCCUGGAGCAGGCCACCUGGGCGCGGCUGCGCGCGGAGUUCCCGGCGCUGUCACCUGCGCAGCUGCACCACGUGCUGCGCCAUUACCGCCUGGGGCGGGGCCGCGCCGCGCCCCCCACCUGGAGCCCCGCGCCCGAGGACAGCGCCGAGGCGGCCACGGGUGACAUUUUCGAGAGUUUCUCCGAGCACCCGCCCCUCCUGCUGCCCACCCGCGGCUUCCGCCUGCGCCUGGGGGUCCCGGUGGAGGCGGGGGGGCUCCUGCGCCCCCUCCUCAAAAUCCGCCGCCGCCUCUGGGAGCUCGAGGGGGGGGGCGCGGACCCCUGA
Molecule: messenger RNA, 2961 nt
Organism: Cinclus cinclus
Lineage: Eukaryota; Metazoa; Chordata; Aves; Passeriformes; Cinclidae
Gene: RASIP1
Product: Ras interacting protein 1
Exons: 11
Coding region: 1-2961 (986 amino acids)
Biological process (GO): negative regulation of Rho protein signal transduction; regulation of GTPase activity; angiogenesis
Cellular component (GO): cell-cell junction
Molecular function (GO): GTPase binding
Source: RefSeq, a predicted model, not a curated record